AUGCACAUGGAAACUACAUAUAGUUACGAGAAUAUUAUACUACAGUGGCCAGCAUUGAACGGAGGACAGGAAUUUACGGCGCGGGCGGGGCCGGCAGGCUACGAGGGGUCCCGGCUGACUGUAAUCAAGCUAGCAGCUCGCGUCGUUGACGCCACUCGUCAUUGUCUGAAGCUCACUCACCUUGCCUUGUCCCCUUCUGCCAUUCUCCCCCGCCAUCACCACUUUAGCUGUCAGGCAGUCUUACAUUCCGAAACCCAAACACCGCUGACAAUGGCUUUCCGUCUGCCCCUCCGCCGCAUUGCCCUGGCACGCCCCGCCGUUGCGCGUGGCUUCCACUCCACGCCUCGGGCCUUUGUCAAGGCAGGGGACGCACUCCCGAGCUUCGAGCUGUUCGAGAACUCAGCUGCCAGCAAGGUCAACCUGGCUGAGGAGUUCCAGAAGGGCAACGGCUACAUUGUUGGCGUGCCCGGCGCCUUCACCGGCACCUGCUCCACCAAGCACAUUCCCUCGUACAUCAACCACCCCAACCUCAAGAGCUCCGGCCAAGUGUUUGUCGUUGCCGUCAAUGACCCCUUUGUCAUGAAGGCUUGGCAAGACCAGCUGGAUCCUGCCGGAGAGACUGGCAUUCGAUUUGUUGCCGACCCAACUGCCGAGUUCACAAAGGCACUUGAGCUUGACUUUGACGAUGCUGCUCCUGUCCUUGGCGGCACUCGAAGCAAGCGCUACGCCUUGAAGAUUGAAGACGGCAAAGUCACUGCUACUUAUAUCGAGCCAGACAGUACAGGCACUGCCGUGUCAAUGGCCGAGCAGGUUCUCAACUGA
Molecule: messenger RNA, 822 nt
Organism: Trichoderma gamsii
Lineage: Eukaryota; Fungi; Ascomycota; Sordariomycetes; Hypocreales; Hypocreaceae
Exons: 4
Coding region: 1-822 (273 amino acids)
Biological process (GO): hydrogen peroxide catabolic process; cellular response to oxidative stress; cell redox homeostasis
Cellular component (GO): peroxisome; mitochondrion; cytoplasm
Molecular function (GO): thioredoxin peroxidase activity
Source: RefSeq, a predicted model, not a curated record